This is a messenger RNA of Cetraspora pellucida, 276 nucleotides long. Lineage: Eukaryota; Fungi; Glomeromycota; Glomeromycetes; Diversisporales; Gigasporaceae. The record is from the annotation of a GenBank genome assembly.
AUGUCAAACGAAGAAUACAUUUGCAAUAAUUCGUUUACAAAUCAUAAUGAUGGUUUAGUUGUCAAUGCCUCAAAACAGGCAGAUUUAUCAUUGCAUGGUUCACAAGAUUAUCUAAAUAGUAUUAUCGAAGAAUUAUGUGACUUAUAUAAUAAAGAAGUUAUGAAAGGAAAUCAUAUAGGCUCAAUUCUUUGCUCCAUAAAUAACCAUUUUACAAACAAGCAGAAAAGGCCAGAAGAAAUAAUUGAUCUAUGUUUAAACAACCAAACAAAUCCCAUU